CCAUGGUGUAUCGAUGCUCCUUUUAUAGGCAGAGCGUCCUUAUCCUGCCGACAGCUUUAGUACCGGUUGCAGACACGAACCGGUACUAAAGGUUACCCACGCGUCCUUAUCCCACCGACAGGGCGUCGUGCGCUACAUACUUUAUCUCAUCGAGCAGGGCGUCCUUAUCCUGCCGACAGCUUUAGUACCGGUUGCAGACACGAACCGGUACUAAAGGUUUGCCUCUGUCUUCCCGCCUAUUUUCUUCCCACGCUUUCCACCGGUUCCCGCCUUUGUCUUCCCGCCUAUUUUCUUCCCACGCUUUCCACCGGUUCCCGCCUUUGUCUUCCCGCCAUUUUUUCACUAUAUAUAUGUAGGCUUGGCCACCAUUUACAUAUCACAUCUAGACUCAUAUCUGCAAACCUCAUCAUUCUCUCCCAUGGCUUCCAUCGCAUCUCUAACCCCCCGGGAGGCGGAGGCGCUUUGCGCCUCGAACUACCCCUGCCCGCCGGGCUACCGCGUCCCGACCGGCUGGUUGCUAAGCGUCGGAGGCGUACCGGUCCCUCCAGUCCCUCUAGGUGUGGCGCGCGAGAUGGCCAUCACGAACCACUACUACUUCGAGCUCACGCCAGAGCAGCGGAGGAAUCCCCAGUGGCAUCCCGACUACAGCCCGACUUGGGAAAGCUUCUUCAUCAAUCGGCGUGAGAGGGCGCUUUCCAGGCAUGAGGAGGGCGGUCCGCCUCCUUCGAACUUCAACGAGGCCGGCCGUCGGCUGUGGUGGCGCGGCCGGACUCUCCAGGGCGUCAUGGCCUACCGUGGCCCCCGCCUGCGCUACCCUCAGUCCCAGCCCACGCGUGCUCACCCGCCGACCGGAGAGUACCGCGACCCCGAUGCCAGCGACGAUGAUGACGGCGACUACGACGACUACAGUGGCGACUACUACAGGGCUAGGCACGAGUAUGACUGAAUGACUCCAACAGUAGAAUUUGGCCAUGUAUCUUUAAUUUUCAGUUAAGCUAUGUACUUUUAAUUCGAGUUCAAUCGUAAUAAAAAUUUAUUCCCGCCCUUUCUUUCUCGCCUUUUUUCUC
Messenger RNA from Lolium perenne, 1067 nucleotides. The record is from RefSeq and is a predicted model, not a curated record. Lineage: Eukaryota; Viridiplantae; Streptophyta; Magnoliopsida; Poales; Poaceae.